AUGACAAAGUGCGAUGCCAAAGCCCAUACCGGGCCGUCAUCUGCCUCCCCCGGGCCCUCGGACCCCGACAACGGUGAAUGGCCCGACAACUUCGAGGGCACCGAGCGACAGAAGCGUUCCCUCAAGCGAAUCGAGGCCGUCAUAGGCCAGAAGCCCUGGGAAUGGCUGCACGCCGACGCCAACCCAGAGUUCGAGAUCGCCGAUGUCAAAGCAUUUCUUGGCCACUGUGUUGCUUCUCACGAAGACGAUUCCGAUCUUUCGCUUCGAGGGAGCGAUGUCAAGGCUGCCAAGGACAAGUUCGUCGACCCGCAGUUCAAGGCGAUCGCAGCCUCCAGACGCAGAAGCGCCAUCGCCCAAAAGGUCGCCGACCCUGCUCCCAAUGACGAUGCUGGCGAAGGCGAGCGGGCGGAACCCAACGACAAGGCCAACGAUGCAACGCAGAAAGAAGGGAAGGACAAAAAGCGAGUGGAACAAGUCGCCGGAACCGAUGACGAGGAAGAAUUCGCUGUCGACAAGGAUCACCACCAGCCCGAACCCGAGAAGUCGAUCCCAGUCCAAAGUCAGCUGCCUUUCAUGAUGCCAAAGCCCUCGCAGGCGGCAUCUUCCGCUCAGUUCGCCCCCAGCACCGUGCCUGACGCCCGCCCUCUGGCCAGCUCUACAGCGAUCCCGGCUGAGAGCCCCAACAUCAAGAAGCGAGAACGGUCUGUGACGCCCACAGGCGUCUGCCCGACCAAGCGUGCUCGCCAUGAUGAUGGAGCAGCCUCACAAGAUUUGUUCGCAAGUCGAUCGAGCCUCAUGCACGCUACACCCGCCUUCCUCGAAGCUCUGGCCAUGUAUAUCCGAGCCAUAGAGCGCCAACACAUCGAAAUGGGCCAAGAGUUUGCUCAACUUUCCGAGUCGCUCAAGCUGCGAACUGAACCGUACCGGGGGGCGUUGGACCGCCACAAGUCUGCUCAAGCCAACCUUGCUGCCAUGGAGGAAAAGAUGUCGGUUUUGCUGGCGGAGGAACAGAAGCUCCGGGACUGUAAGAAGACCCUCGAUGAUGCGAAGGAAACGUGGGAGCAGAUCUCGGAAGAGAAGUUUCAGGCGCUCCAAGAGGCACACUGGGACAAGACCACCGUCAACGCCACCGAGCUACAUCAGGCCGAAUCCGACCGCAACGCUGCCGCCAUCGAAGUCGAACAAGCUCGACAGGCUGCCCUGCCUGCCUUGAUUCUCAUCGAAGAGACUCGACCCAAGCUACGGGAGCUAAGCAUGGCUGGGAGGUCACUCAACCUGCAGGCGAAACAUCUUGGCAUGCUUCGAAGCCUUGUGGUGCUUGGUGCCCCUGCUAUUGAUGCUCUGGAUGGCGAGCUCAAGGCAAGAGGGUUCUCUCUUAAGGAUAUUGUACACCAGAUUGGACAGAGCGCGCAACCCAUCAACAGCACUCAGGAUGGGUCUGGACAGCCAUCAGCUGAGCCGACUGCUUAG
Messenger RNA from Fusarium vanettenii 77-13-4, 1470 nucleotides. RefSeq lists its product as uncharacterized. Bases 1 to 1470 code for a protein of 489 amino acids. The record is from RefSeq and is a predicted model, not a curated record. The transcript is spliced from 3 exons. NCBI's taxonomy places the organism in Eukaryota, Fungi, Ascomycota, Sordariomycetes, Hypocreales, Nectriaceae.